CAGAAUGUGACCGUGCCGGGGCUGACUUCGUCUUCGUCUGCCGGCAUGGUGCGUCACCGGGUGCCUUAAUGAUAAUGCGAGCCGAGGUCGUCUGAAAACGGCGGCUUGCGUGAAUUCGGGCGACCCCUGCUGAAUCCAUAUAUGAGGCCCGAGGAGCCCGCGGGGCGUGCCACAAACAUCCCGACCGGCGGCGAAGUGAGUGCGCCGCGGGAGGCCAGCCGCGGAUUCAGAAAGAGCUAGAGGUGAGCUUCGGCCAGGAGUCGAACCCACGACCGCCGGCAUGGACUUGACCGCGGUGCUGGCGGUGCUCGGGCUCGCCCUCGCGUCGCUGUACACCUGGUUCAGGUUCGCCUUCGGCGAGAGGCUCGCUCUGGCCGAAAAGGUCCCCGGGCCUCCCUCGUACCCCCUCAUCGGCCACCUGUACCUCCUCAGCAGCGACAUGUCAAAAAUGUUCCGCAACACCGUCGAAAUCGGCAAGAAAUCUCCGGAGAAGGUCGUGAGGUUGGGGUGGAUGCACCGCGUGGCCGUGGCGCUCUGGAACCCCGACGACGUGGAGGUGAUUUUGGGGAGCUCGCAGAUGCUGGACAAGUCGCAGGACUACCGCUUCUUCAAGCCCUGGCUCGGCGACGGCUUGCUCAUCAGUUCCGGAGACACCUGGCGCUCGCACCGACGGCUCAUCGCCCCCACGUUCCACAUCCACGUCCUCAAGCAGUUCGUGCACCUCUUCAACCGCAACAGCAAGGCCCUGUGCGAGAAGCUCUCGCCCCUCACCGGCCAGGCCAUCGACGCCCACGACUACCUCAGCGAGGCCACCGUGGAGAUCCUGCUGGAGACGGCCAUGGGCGUGGACCGGUCGACGCAGAAGCGCGGCUUGGAGUACGCAUCGGCGGUUAUGAAGAUGUGCUACAUCCUUCAUCGACGGCAUUUCCGCCCCUGGCUGUGGCCCGACAUCCUGUUCGGCCUGUCCGAGGACGGGCGCAGGCAGCAGAGGCUGCUCACCAUCAUCCACGGCCUCACUCACGACGUCGUGAAGAAGCGCAAGGAGGAGCGCAAGCAGGGCAUCACGGCGGGGCUGUACCGGCGGGCCGCGGGCGGCGCCGAGCAGAACGCGCUCCUGCAGGACUCGACCGCCGACUGCACCAACGACAGCGUCAUGUCGGACGGCCUGGCGCUCGGCCUCAAGGACGACCUGGACGAGGACGUCGGGGAGAAGAAGCGCAUCGCCUUCCUGGACCAGCUGCUGGACGCCGCCGAGGACGGCGUCGUGCUGUCCGACAAGGAGGUCGAGGAGGAGGUCAACACCAUCAUGUUUGAGGGGCACGACACCACGGCGGCGGCCAGCAGCUUCUUCCUGUGCAUCAUGGGCGUGCAGCACGACGUGCAGGACCGGUGCGCCGCCGAGCUCAAGGACAUCUUCGGCCACUCGGACCGGCCGGCGACCUUCCAGGACACGCUGCAGAUGAAGUACCUGGAGCGCUGCAUCAUGGAGACGCUCAGGCUCUUCCCGCCCGUGCCCAUCCUGGCGCGGCGCCUCACCGAGGACGUCAAGAUCAAGUCGGGGUACGUGCUGCCCGAGAGCACGACAGUCAUCCUGGCCCCGUUCAUGGUGCACCGCGACCCGGACACCUACCCGAACCCCGAGAAGUUCGACCCCGACAACUUCCUGCCCGAGCGCUGCGCCGACAGGCACUACUACUCCUUCAUCCCCUUCAGCGCGGGGCCGCGAAGCUGCGUCGGCCGCAAGUACGCCAUGCUCAAGCUCAAGAUUCUCAUCUCCACCAUCCUCCGGAAGUUCGAGGUGCGCUCCGACAUCCCGUACACGGACUACCAGCUCGUCGGGGACAUCAUCCUCAAGAGGAAGGAGGGCUUCCCCCUGCGGCUGUACCCCCGCGUGUUCGACAAGGCCCCGGUCAUGGUGCCCCGGGCCGAGGCGACGGCGGCGUCGGUAGGGGCAGCAGAAGCCUCCUAGCCAAAUUGCACACUAGUCUGUAUCCUACUUGUACAUAUUAUUUUAUAGAAUUUAAAAAGAAUAGCGAAAUAAAACGGAAUAAAACCAAAGAGCGCAC
Thrips palmi is the source of this 2066-nucleotide messenger RNA. RefSeq names its product cytochrome P450 4g15-like. The coding region runs from base 281 to 1969 and encodes 562 amino acids. Gene Ontology annotation, molecular function: iron ion binding; heme binding; oxidoreductase activity, acting on paired donors, with incorporation or reduction of molecular oxygen. The transcript has 13 exons. NCBI's taxonomy places the organism in Eukaryota, Metazoa, Arthropoda, Insecta, Thysanoptera, Thripidae. The record is from RefSeq and is a predicted model, not a curated record.